Molecule: messenger RNA, 612 nt
Organism: Calliphora vicina (urban bluebottle blowfly)
Lineage: Eukaryota; Metazoa; Arthropoda; Insecta; Diptera; Calliphoridae
Exons: 1
Coding region: 1-612 (203 amino acids)
Source: RefSeq, a predicted model, not a curated record
AUGAAUCCUGUGGUAACAGAAUGGGGUGCUAUCGAGUCCAAAUUAGCUGAACUCGUUAUGGAACACUUGUUCGCUAAUAGGACUGGUACGGCACCUCGCUUUGACUCUGGUGAAAUCCACCGGGGCUACAGGGUGAUCAAAUGCAUGGACGAGUUCUCAAAGGACUUUCUUAGCAAAUGCAUCGCUAAGAUUAGCGACGCAUGGGAUGGUUUAAGCCUCAAACUGAUCCCUGCUCAAGAAAUUCCAAUGAGACCGCGUGCACGUAUUUGGUUACCGAAGAUGGCAACCGAUGCACAUAAAAUGUUGGAGUGUUUAAAGCUUCAAAACCCCAACAUCCACAUGGAUGACUGGUCCAUCAUCCGUACUGAGCAAGGCGAUGGCCAUACAUGCCUUAUACUCGCCAUCACCGAAUCUGGCUCAGUCGAGCUUGAGAAGGCGGGCCUUAAGCUGUUCUUCGGAGUGAGGGACGCUAAGGUUAAGGUGUUCCGGCCCUCAGGUACGGGUAGCGGUGAAGCAGAUGAGGUUGAAGCAGCAAACUCUCUGCUCACAGAAAUGAAGCUAUCCGAACUCCCACCAAAAACCGACAAUGGCGCUCAAGGUAGUGCAGAUUAA